GAACCAGGAGUUCGAAGACCCUGCCCCGUAUGAUCCUAGGUGCUCAGCUGUGGCAUUGGGCAGUGCCUCGUGUAAAGGCUCCAGAGUGCACGGAUGCACGAAACCCGUCGCACCAAUGAAGGAGCAACAAUCUCCACGAACCAAACCCUGGCGCUACAAGUUGGAAGGACCUCCUCCCAAGAACGACCCGAGCUGCUCGAUUGUGGCAUUGGAGGGUGCUUCGUGUAUAGGCUCCAAGGUGCACGACGGAGGCAGCAGUUGCACCACACCGUUGAGGGAGCCAGAGUCGCCACUAGCCAAACCCUGGCAGUACAAUCUGGAAGGCCCUCCCCCAAACGAUGCUGCGUGCGCAUUGGUGGCAUUGGACGGCGCCUCAUGUAUAGGCUCUAAAGUGUACGACGAGGGCGUGAUCCAUUCCACGCCAUUGAAGGAGGAACAGGCUUCAGAAGCUGCUGAGCCCCUCAGUCAUUCUGUCGUGGCACCGAGCCAGUCAGGGGUGACACUUGCCGGCAAGCUCUCGCUAAAGGCAAACAGUCCGUGUCGUGUUGCGACGAGGGGUGCAGUCCAGUCGCCAAGGCAGCAGGUGACGGUGGUAUCCACGCAGCCAGUCGUUGCAAGCCAGGCCGUUGCUUCAACGAGUCAGGCAUCGAUGCUGGCGAGCCCCACGAUACCUGCCGCCUUAGCCGCCCAUCUCCCCGUGGCUCUCGGAGGUCUGCUCCCGGCCACCGUGAAGCCGGGCACCAAGUACAUCGUUGUUCGCAACACUACUGGCCGAGCGUUGGACCUGAACACUCUGCUGUCAUUGCCCGAGCUGAAAACGAACAAGCAGACGGUCAUCAUCCAGGCGAACCAAGUGAAACCUGCCAAACAGGAAGCAGUCGGUGAGCCAGUGAAGGUACAGCCUGUUAAAACAUCCAUUCCGCUACCCAUGGAUGACGAUGAUGAUGACUUCAAGCCAAUGAAGAAAAUGCGCCAGUCUGCAAAUACUCCUAUACAUAAUAGUGUUGCAAGCCUUCCACCACCAAAGGAGCAGGCUCCAGCUGUUAGCAGUGCUCCAGGCAUCUCUACGGUUCUCGAACAGCUACUCCAAUCACAGCAGCAGCUUCCUCCUACACAACCAUCCACUCCAUCCAAAGGGUCUCAGGGGAUUGCGGACAAGCCCUUGGAGAGGGUACCCACUAUCUUCUAUGGCACAAGAACACACAAGCAGAUAGCGCAGGUAGUGAGAGAGCUGAAGAAAACGGACUAUCGCCAUGUCAGGAUGUGCAUCUUGUCAAGUCGCGAGAGAACCUGCAUCCAUCCAGUUGUGUCGAAGUCGACAGCAAAGAAUGAGAAGUGCAAAGAGCUACUAGACGACAUGGCCCAUUCUGCAGGGGGCUGUGGCUACUACAUCAACAUGAAGAGGGCGCCUCCCACUCCGGCGGUGGAGCCCUAUGACUUGGAAGACCUCGUGAAGAUUGGCAAAAGGAUAAUGGUGUGCCCCUACUACUGGAGUCUAGACCUGAUGCCGGGUGCGGACAUUGUCUUCUGCCCGUAUAACUACCUCAUCGAUCCAGUCGUUAGGAAAUGUUUGUCCAUCGAUUUGAAUAAUGCUGUCGUGGUACUUGACGAAGCACACAACAUCGAGGACAUCAGUCGCGAAGUGAUGAGCAUCUCUGUCACGCAAGACCAGCUGCGGGACAUUAUUGCCGACUUGGAAGAAAUGCAGCGUGUUCCGUACAUGCCUGAAGAACACAAUGCCAUUGCGUGGGUGAUGUCCAAGCUCAGUCUCUGGAUAACGCAACAUUCAGAUCACCUGAACGACUACAGGGGCUUUGAACAAUCUGGAAAGGUCUGGGCCGGCACAGAGAUCCUUGCUUUCAUGACUGACGUCGGUCUGAGCCCAGACAGUUUCAAGAACUUCAAGACCCUCGUUACUGCCAUCACAGCUGUUGAAAAGCCAUCGCCAGAUAUGGAUCCGGAGAAGGUCCUGCACCCAACAGUCAAUGCGGCGACAUCUGCGACAUUGCAAAACUUCGUCAUCAUCCUCGACUUUAUGUACAGGGACAACCUUAAGUACCUUGGCGACUUCAGAGCUGCCAUGGUGAAGGCUCCAUCUAAGAAAAAGCAGACAGAGGCUUCUAGGUGGUCGUCAGGUGGUGGUGGUGGUGGAUUUAAUACGGCCUGGACGCAUAGUCUCAACUUCUGGUGUCUCAAUCCUGCUGUCGCCAUGUCAGACAUUAAGGACAGGGUACACUCCUUGAUCGUAGCAUCGGGGACGCUGACUCCCAUGGAGUCAUUUGAGUCUGAGCUCGACAUGCCUUUCAAAAGCCAGCUGCAGGCCAACCAUGUCAUUCCAAGCGAAGGGGUCUGGAUUGGUAGCAUUGCGUGUGGUCCCAAUAAUGUGAACCUCACCGCCAAUUUUAAAACUGCUGAGACCUUUGAGUUUCAAGAUGAAAUAGGGUCCAUUCUUUGGGACAUCUGCAAGGCUGUCCCCUACGGAGUGCUGUGCUUUUUUCCGUCAUAUGGCAUGAUGAACAAGUUGUCACAACGAUGGCAGAACACUGGUAUGUGGGACAAGCUGGAAAGCCUGAAGCACAUUGCCGUGGAACCCCAGAAGGCAGACUCCAGCACGUUCGACUACACAAUGAACGAGUACUUCAACCAUGCCUCUGGACAGUACAGUGACGGUUAUGAGGACGACAGGGGAGGAGCUCUUCUUCUUGCCGUAUGUCGAGGCAAAGUGAGCGAAGGCCUAGACUUUGCUGACAACAGUGCGAGGGCUGUGGUGACGAUUGGCAUUCCAUUUCCUAACGUAAAGGAUAUGCAGGUUGACCUGAAACGCAAGUACAAUGACCAGCAGCUCAAGUCUGGCAGACCAGUGAUGGGUGGAAAUUCUUGGUACGAGACGCAGGCGUUCCGUGCCCUUAAUCAAGCCCUGGGGAGAUGCAUUCGACACAGGGACGACUGGGGUGCCUUGAUUAUAAUAGACCACCGCUUUUCGCAGCAACCAAAGUUUCAGAAAGCUCUGUCAAAAUGGAUUCGGGAACAGUUUCAGUGCUUUCGGUACUACAAUGAAGCAAUGGAUUCCCUGAAAACAUUUAUGGAGGGCAAAAUGAAGAAGUUGUCCUCUCCGCGUUGUAAAGCGGAACCACGUGGGAGAGGCCCUUAUAAUGACUGUAGCAUGUUACCGGCAGGAGACACAUCAGGCAUGUCUGUCGACCAAACGGAGCCGAUCGAACUCUCUGAUGACAGCUGUGAAGAAAUGUUCACGUCAAGCCCAUCUUGAUGGGUUCUUCACGGGACCAGGCCGUGGUCAUGUUGUGAUCGUGUCCAUUUGUGGCUGCAACAGUGACUAGAUCUGUGUUGGAAUUGACUCGGACCAACGGGUGUGCAUAGUUUGCCCAGAAUGUAGAUAUUUGUACAUUGUGAAUGUUUGCAAUGAGAAGAUUUGCUAUUAGUUAAUUUAGCUGUUUUUUAAAUGACAUUUUUAAAGUGGAUUUUACAAGUGCAUGAAAUCAUUGUAUAAAUUUUUGACCAUUAAUUUAUACACAUUUAUCUUGUAUGUCGAUUCCAAACCGCCUAUUUCGAAUACUGGAGGCAUCUUUUUUUUA
Messenger RNA from Rhipicephalus sanguineus (brown dog tick), 3593 nucleotides. RefSeq names its product Fanconi anemia group J protein homolog. Bases 116 to 3268 code for a protein of 1050 amino acids. Gene Ontology annotation, biological process: double-strand break repair involved in meiotic recombination; nucleotide-excision repair. Gene Ontology annotation, cellular component: nucleus. Gene Ontology annotation, molecular function: DNA binding; ATP binding; hydrolase activity, acting on acid anhydrides, in phosphorus-containing anhydrides. Lineage: Eukaryota; Metazoa; Arthropoda; Arachnida; Ixodida; Ixodidae. The record is from RefSeq and is a predicted model, not a curated record. The transcript is spliced from 24 exons.